Molecule: messenger RNA, 5712 nt
Organism: Lodderomyces theae
Lineage: Eukaryota; Fungi; Ascomycota; Pichiomycetes; Serinales; Debaryomycetaceae
Gene: GSC1
Product: 1,3-beta-glucan synthase
Exons: 1
Coding region: 1-5712 (1903 amino acids)
Biological process (GO): fungal-type cell wall polysaccharide biosynthetic process; (1->3)-beta-D-glucan biosynthetic process
Cellular component (GO): 1,3-beta-D-glucan synthase complex; plasma membrane
Molecular function (GO): 1,3-beta-D-glucan synthase activity
Source: RefSeq, a predicted model, not a curated record
AUGUCGUAUAACGAUAAUAAUCACAACUACUACGACCCUAAUCAGCAGGGUGGUGUGCCUCAAGAGGGGUACUACCAACAACCUUACGAUAUGAGUCAACAACAACCACAACAACCUUAUGAUGAUAUUAACCAACAACCACAUCAACAAGACUACUACGAUCCAAAUGCUCAAUACCAUCAACAACCAUAUGACGUGGAUGGGUACAAUGAUCCAAACCAAUAUGGAGCUCAUCCAAUGAAUGCACAAGGCUACAAUGCUGAUCCAGAAGCUUUUUCAGACUUUAGUUACAAUGGUCAAGCUCCCGGCACACCUGGGUAUGACCAAUAUGGAACACAAUACACCCCAUCACAAAUGAGUUAUGGUGAUCCAAGAUCUUCGGGAGCUUCGACGCCUAUCUAUGGUGCUCAGGGCCUGGGCUAUGAUCCAACUCAAUUUCAAGUAUCAUCGAACUUGCCUUAUCCAGCUUGGUCUGCUGAUCCACAAGCACCAAUCAAGAUUGAACAUAUUGAGGACAUUUUCAUUGAUUUAACAAACAAGUUUGGUUUCCAAAGAGACUCCAUGAGAAACAUGUUUGAUUACUUUAUGACGUUGUUGGAUUCGAGAUCUUCUCGUAUGGCUCCAGCUCAAGCUUUGUUGAGUUUGCACGCUGACUACAUUGGAGGUGAGAAUGCAAAUUAUAGAAAAUGGUUCUUUUCCUCACAACAAGAUUUGGAUGAUACUUUAGGUUUUGCCAACAUGACUUUGGGAAAGAUUGGUAGAAAGGCAAGAAAGGCUUCCAAGAAGUCCAAGAAAGCUAGAAAAGCUGCCGAGGAGCACGGUGCUGAUGCCGAUGCUUUAGCCAAUGAGUUGGAAGGUGAUUAUUCAUUGGAAGCUGCUGAAAUUAGAUGGAAGUCCAGAAUGAACACCUUGACACCAGAAGAAAGAGUUCGUGAUAUUGCUCUUUAUUUGUUGUUGUGGGGUGAAGCCAAUCAAGUUCGUUUUACUCCAGAAUGUUUGUGUUAUCUUUACAAAACUGCUGUUGACUACUUGGAAUCACCUUUGUGCCAACAAAGACAAGAACCAGUUCCAGAAGGUGAUUAUUUGAAUCGUGUCAUCACUCCAUUGUACAGAUUCCUCAGAUCUCAAGUUUACGAAAUCUACGAAGGUAGAUUUGUCAAGCGUGAAAAGGACCACAACAAGGUUAUUGGUUACGAUGACGUUAAUCAAUUGUUCUGGUACCCUGAAGGUGUGUCAAGAAUCAUUUUCACUGAUGGUACGAGAUUGAUUGAUAUUCCUAAAGAAGAGCGUUACUUGAGAUUGGGUGAGGUUGAAUGGAGCAACGUCUUUUUCAAAACUUAUAAAGAAAUCAGAACUUGGUUGCAUUUUGUUACCAACUUCAACAGAAUUUGGAUCAUUCAUGGAUCAAUCUACUGGAUGUAUACUGCCUACAACUCCCCAUCUGUUUACACAAAACACUAUGUUCAAACCAUUAACCAACAACCACUUGCCUCGUCAAGAUGGGCUGCCUGUGCCAUUGGUGGUGUCAUUGCUGCGUUUAUUCAAAUCCUUGCUACACUUUUUGAGUGGAUGUUUGUUCCUAGAGAGUGGGCAGGUGCUCAGCAUUUGAGUCGUCGUUUGGUGUUUUUGAUUUUGAUUUUCCUUUUGAACUUGGUGCCAGUGGUGUACACUUUUUACAUCUCCGGAUUAACGUUGUAUUCCAAAUCUGCAUAUGCCGUUUCAAUUGUUGGAUUUUUCAUCGCAGUGGCAACGAUUGUGUUUUUUGCUCUCAUGCCAUUGGGUGGGUUGUUUACCUCGUAUAUGAACAAACGCUCAAGGAGAUACAUUUCGUCACAAACUUUCACAGCCAGCUUUGUCAAGUUGAGAGGGUUGGACAUGUGGAUGUCUUACUUGUUGUGGGUUGUUGUUUUCCUUGCCAAGUUGGUUGAAUCUUACUUCUUCUUGACUUUGUCGUUGAGAGAUGCUAUCAGAAACUUGUCAAAGACCACAAUGAGAUGUACUGGUGAAGUUUGGUACGGUGAUGUUGUUUGUAAGCAACAAACCAAGAUUGUAUUGGGAUUGAUGUAUGCUGUUGACUUGUUGUUGUUCUUUUUGGAUACUUAUUUGUGGUACAUUAUCUGUAACUGUAUCUUUUCCAUUGGUCGUUCAUUCUACUUGGGUAUUUCAAUCUUGACACCAUGGAGAAACAUUUUCACCAGAUUGCCAAAGAGAAUCUACUCAAAGAUUUUAGCCACUACUGAAAUGGAGAUCAAGUACAAACCAAAGGUUCUUAUUUCACAAAUUUGGAACGCCAUUGUUAUUUCCAUGUACAGAGAACAUUUGUUAGCUAUUGACCACGUUCAAAAAUUGUUGUACCAUCAAGUUCCAUCUGAAAUUGAAGGUAAGAGAACUUUGAGAGCACCCACUUUCUUUGCUUCUCAAGAUGACAACAACUUUGAAACUGAAUACUUCCCAAGAAACUCCGAAGCCGAAAGAAGAAUUUCAUUCUUUGCGCAAUCAUUGGCUACACCAAUGCCCGAGCCUGUCCCUGUUGAUAACAUGCCUACUUUCACUGUUUUCACUCCACAUUACUCUGAAAAGAUCUUGUUGUCAUUAAGAGAAAUCAUCAGGGAAGAUGACCAGUUCUCAAGAGUUACGUUGUUGGAAUACUUGAAACAGUUGCAUCCGGUAGAGUGGGAUUGUUUUGUCAAGGAUACAAAGAUUUUGGCCGAAGAAACAGCUGCUUAUGAAAAUGGAGAAGACCCUGAAAAGGAGUCAGAGGAUGGAUUGAAAUCAAAGAUUGAUGACUUGCCAUUCUAUUGCAUUGGUUUCAAGUCUGCUGCUCCUGAGUACACUUUGAGAACAAGAAUCUGGGCCUCAUUGAGAUCGCAAACUUUAUACAGAACAGUUUCCGGUUUCAUGAACUAUGCCAGAGCUAUUAAGCUUUUGUACAGAGUUGAGAAUCCAGAAUUGGUUCAAUAUUUCGGCGGUGAUCCAGAAGGGUUGGAAUUGGCUUUGGAGAAAAUGGCUAGAAGAAAGUUUAGAUUUUUGGUAUCGAUGCAAAGAUUGUCUAAGUUCAAGGACGAUGAAAUGGAGAAUGCUGAAUUCUUAUUGCGUGCUUACCCAGACUUGCAAAUUGCUUUCUUGGAUGAAGAACCAGCUUUGAAUGAGGACGAAGAACCAAGAGUUUACUCUGCUUUGAUUGAUGGUCAUUGUGAAAUGUUGGAGAAUGGUAGACGUCGUCCUAAAUUCAGAGUCCAAUUGUCUGGUAACCCAAUCUUGGGUGAUGGUAAGUCUGAUAACCAAAACCAUGCUAUUAUUUUCCACAGAGGUGAGUACAUUCAAUUGAUUGAUGCCAAUCAAGAUAACUACUUGGAAGAAUGUUUGAAGAUUAGAUCCGUUUUGGCUGAAUUCGAAGAGUUGAAUGUCGAACAUGUCAACCCAUACUCUCCUGACUUGAAGUCUGAAGACCCAUUGAACGAAAAGAAGGCACCUGUUGCCAUUUUGGGUGCUAGAGAAUAUAUCUUUUCUGAAAACUCUGGUGUUUUGGGUGAUGUUGCAGCCGGUAAAGAACAAACUUUCGGUACUUUGUUUGCAAGGACCUUGGCUCAAAUUGGUGGUAAAUUGCAUUAUGGUCAUCCUGAUUUCUUGAAUGCUACAUUCAUGUUGACUAGAGGUGGUGUUUCCAAAGCACAAAAAGGGUUGCACUUGAACGAGGAUAUUUAUGCUGGUAUGAAUGCCAUGAUGAGAGGUGGUAAGAUCAAGCAUUGUGAAUACUACCAAUGUGGUAAAGGAAGAGAUAUGGGGUUCGGAUCCAUUUUGAAUUUCACAACCAAGAUUGGUGCUGGUAUGGGUGAACAAAUGUUGUCGAGAGAAUAUUACUACUUGUCUACUCAAUUGCCAUUGGAUAGAUUCUUGUCAUUCUACUACGGUCAUCCAGGUUUCCACAUUAAUAACUUGUUUAUUCAAUUGUCUUUACAAGUUUUCAUGUUGGUGUUGGCAAACUUGAACUCGUUGGCACAUGAAUCGAUUAUUUGUUCCUAUGAUAGAGACGUUCCUGUUACUGAUGUGUUGUAUCCAUUCGGUUGUUACAACAUUGCUCCUGCGGUUGACUGGGUCAGACGUUAUACUUUGUCCAUUUUCAUUGUCUUUUUCAUUUCGUUCAUUCCUUUGGUUGUUCAAGAGUUGAUUGAAAGAGGUGUUUGGAAAGCUGUUCAAAGAUUCGUUAGACAUAUUGUCUCGUUGUCACCAAUGUUUGAAGUGUUUGUUGCUCAAAUCUAUUCAUCAUCCGUCUUUACUGAUUUGACUGUUGGUGGUGCCAGGUAUAUCUCAACCGGUAGAGGUUUUGCAACUUCAAGAAUCCCAUUCUCCAUUUUGUACUCACGUUUUGCUGAUUCUUCCAUCUACAUGGGUGCUAGAUUGAUGUUGAUUUUGCUCUUUGGAACAGUUGCUCAUUGGCAAGCUCCAUUGUUGUGGUUCUGGGCAUCAUUGUCUUCUUUGAUUUUCGCUCCAUUUAUUUUCAACCCACAUCAAUUUGCUUGGGAAGACUUUUUCAUUGACUACAGAGACUUUAUUAGAUGGUUGUCAAGAGGUAACACCAAAUGGCACAGAAACUCAUGGAUCGGUUACGUUAGACUUUCGAGAUCUCGUGUUACUGGUUUCAAGCGUAAGUUGACUGGAGAUGUUUCAGAAAAGGCUGCUGGUGACGCUUCAAGAGCCCAUAGAUCCAAUAUUUUGUUUGCCGAUUUCCUUCCAACCUUGAUUUACACUGCUGGUCUUUUCGUUGCCUAUACAUUCAUCAAUGCUCAAACAGGUGUAUAUAACUAUCCUUAUGAGGUUGCUGGGUCUACUGAUGUACAAAAAGUCAAUUCUGUUUUGAGACUUGUCAUUUGUUCAUUAGCCCCAGUCGUUAUUGAUUGCGGUGUCUUGUUUGGAUGUGUUGGUAUGGCUUGUUGCGCUGGUCCAAUGUUGGGCUUGUGCUGUAAGAAGACUGGUGCUGUUAUUGCAGGUAUUGCUCACGGAAUUGCCGUCAUUGUUCAUAUUGUCUUUUUCAUUGUCAUGUGGGUCACUGAAGGUUUCAACUUUUCCAGAAUGUUAUUGGGUCUUGCCACCAUGAUAUACGUGCAAAGAUUAUUGUUCAAAUUCUUGACGCUUGCGUUCUUGACUAGGGAAUUCAAGAAUGAUAAAUCCAACACUGCAUUUUGGACUGGUAAAUGGUACAACACGGGUAUGGGAUGGAUGGCAUUCACCCAACCAAGUCGUGAGUUUGUUGCCAAGAUCGUUGAGAUGUCGGAGUUUGCGGGUGAUUUCAUUUUGGCUCACAUUAUCUUGUUCUGUCAAUUCCCAAUCUUGUUUAUUCCAUUGAUUGAUAGAUGGCACUCGAUGAUGUUGUUUUGGUUGAAGCCAUCUAGGUUGAUCAGACCACCAAUUUACUCAUUGAAGCAAGCCAGAUUGAGAAAGAGAAUGGUGAGAAAAUACGUUACCUUGUAUUGCGCUGUGCUUGUCUUGAUUGUUGUUAUCAUUGUUGCUCCAGCCGUUGCCUCACAAGCUAUCAGCAUGGAUCAAUUCGCCAACAUUGGAUCCAAGGGUUCAAUUACUGCUGGGUUGUUCCAACCAAGAAAUGUAUCAAACAAUGAUACUGGUACUAUGAGACCAAAGUCAUACACAUGGUCUUACUUGAGUCAAAGAUACACAGGUAAAACUACUGCUUACUCCACAAAUGAUUUUAGAUAA